Messenger RNA from Cottoperca gobio, 2789 nucleotides. Its product is annotated as protocadherin alpha-C2-like. Gene Ontology annotation, biological process: homophilic cell-cell adhesion. Gene Ontology annotation, molecular function: calcium ion binding. Gene Ontology annotation, cellular component: plasma membrane. Bases 327 to 2789 code for a protein of 820 amino acids. The record is from RefSeq and is a predicted model, not a curated record. Lineage: Eukaryota; Metazoa; Chordata; Actinopteri; Perciformes; Bovichtidae. The transcript has a single exon.
UAGGCCUAUAUAUAUAUUCUUAAAGUUCCUCGAGUGAACCACACAGUCUUUAAAUUAAACAAAAGGUGGCGCUGCUAUCUUGAUAAAAGCUGCACAUGAACACCAUGACAGUAAUUCUCUGUCAUCAGAGCAGAUCGUGAAACAACCGCACAGCUCCGUGGUGCUGAAACUCCACUACGAAAACGCAGUUUUCCUUUUAUUGCACCGAAGAAUCAUUGGGAUUAACGCUGCAUGAAUAUGUUUGGGAUGAAGGACUUUACACCAACAUUACAUAUCACUGCAAACGUACAAUUUAUCGUUUGAAGUGCGGUGAAUCCAAAACAACAAUGGGGUCCUUUGUAACAAUGCACUCUUGCAAAAGGUACGUGCUGCUCGUUAUUAUUCUUUCUUUCGUUCGUAACGUUUCGACUUCAGUGACUCAUUAUUCAAUACCGGAGGAGAUGAAAGAAGGAUCAGUUGUAGCAAACCUUGCUACCGAUCUCAGCCUGGAUGUUAAAACACUGAAUCAGAGGAAGAUGCGUAUUGACCUCAUCGCCAACAAAAAAUAUUUGGAUGUGAACAAAGAGACUGGAGAACUUUAUGUUGUGGAGAAAAUUGAUAGGGAAUAUCUCUGCACAAAAACGCUGACAUUAUGCUAUUUGAAAAUGGAAGUUAUACUUGAAAAUCCUUUGCGAAUAUUUAACAUAGAACUAGAAAUUUUGGAUAUGAACGACAACGCCCCUCAGUUUCGAAGAGACGCCAUACAUUUAGAUAUAUCUGAAGCAACGCCAAAAGGAGAGAGAUUCUCUCUCAGCAAUGCAGUUGAUCCUGAUGUUGGAACUAAUUCAGUAAAAACUUACCAUCUAAGUGAAACAGAACAUUUUGAUAUUGAAAUUCAGGCUGGCAGAGAUGGGUCGAAAUUUGCCGAUUUGAUAUUGAAAAAGACUUUAGAUCGAGAGCAGCAGGCUAUUUAUAAUUUAAUUCUCACAGCUGUAGAUGGAGGUACACCUGCACGUUCUGGCACUGCAAGUGUUAUAGUGCACGUUUUAGACACCAACGAUAAUGCACCUGCUUUUGACAAACUAAUAUAUAGUGUUAACAUAAUGGAAAAUUCUCCCAUUGGAAGCCUUGUUGUUCAUCUGAAUGCAACAGACUUAGAUGAAGGAUCAAACUCUGAUGUAACAUACUCAUACAGUUUAUACACGUCAGAGAAAACUCAAGAAACAUUUAAUCUGAAUCCUUCCACUGGUGAAAUUACUGUUAAAGGAAUGUUAAAUUAUGAAGAUUUCAAGAUUUAUGAUAUGGAAGUUAUAGCAACUGAUAAAGGAGCCAGUGCAUCAUCAGGACAAUGUACUAUACAAGUUCUGGUUGAAGACAUGAAUGAUAACCAUCCAGAAAUAUCUAUUAAAUCAUUUCAGAGUCCAGUCAAUGAAAACACAGAAGUAGACACAGUGAUAGCAGUAGUUAGUGUCAGUGAUAAAGACUCAGGUGACAAUGGAGUGGUUGAUCUUCAUAUUCCAGAUAACAUGCCUUUCAAACUGAGGGAAUCCUCUGAUAACUAUUAUGAAUUAGUCGUGUCAGAGCCGUUAGACCGUGAGAAGGUUCCAGAAUAUGACAUCACCUUCACUGUGACAGACAGAGGUUCUCCUCCUUUAUCUGACAAUGAAACUAUGACGUUAGAACUGCUGGAUGUGAAUGACAAUGUUCCACAGUUCCCUCUGUCAUUUUAUACUAUACGUGUGAUGGAGAAUAACGCACCUGGAGCCCUGCUCAGUUCCCUCACUGCGUUUGACCCCGACCUCCAUGAAAACCAGUAUCUAGUUUAUUUCAUCCUGGAGAAGGAGAUAGCCAACACCUCCAUGUCCAUGCUGUUCUCCAUCAAUCCAGAGAACGGUAAUCUUUACGCACUAAAAACUUUUGACUAUGAGAUCGAGAAUGAGUUUCUUUUCCACAUCGAGGCCAGAGACUCUGGCUCUCCUCCACUCAGCAGUAACGUGACGGUCCACAUCAUCAUAGUGGACCAGAACGACAACGCUCCGGUGAUUGUGUCUCCGUGGCGCGCGCACGGCUCGGUGGUGGAGGAAAAGAUCCCCAGAUCCACCGAUAAAGGCUCUCUGGUUUCCAAGGUGAUAGCCUUAGACACAGACUCGGUGCACAACUCUCGGAUUACCUACCAGUUUCUCCAGGUGACUGACGCCACCUUGUUCAGUCUGGACCAAUACAACGGAGAGAUCCGGACUAUGAGGAUGUUCAGCUACAGAGACCCGCGCCACCAGCGACUGGUUGUUGUUGCCAAAGACAACGGGGAGCCCGCUCUCUCUGCUACAGUCACCAUCAAGCUGUCCACAGUGGAGACUGCCGUGAAGGCCUACUCUGACAUGACUGAGGUGCCUCUAGAAUAUGACAUCUUUUCAGACCUAAACCUGUAUCUGGUCAUCGGUCUGGGCUCGGUGUCAUUUCUCCUGCUGAUCACCAUACUGGUCACCAUCGUGCUCAAGUGUCAGAAACCCAAGCACAGCAAAGCGGCUGCUCCCUGCAGGAACAGUGUGAUCAGUGACAGGAACUCCUCCAUCGCAGAUUCCACUCUGGUGUCCAACGAUGCCUACUGGUACAGUCUGUUUCUAGCAGAGACCAGGAAAGGAAAGAUGGUGGUGAGACAGCCUGUGCCAAAGGGCUCCAGAUACAUCGUGUCCAGUUUACCAAGAGGCACAGGACUGACAGACACUAGUGACUCAGCAGCCUCCACCCUGCAGGUGAGAAUACAAUGUAAAAAGUUGUUUAUUUAUUUAUUAUGCAUCAAUAUUAGGUGA